AUGUCACAGCCAAAUGGGGUUUCUGCCUCCCUGGCGUCUAUAGAGACAGCGCCACCCACCCACGCAUUUCUGCGCACUACCACAACCACUACUUCGGGUUCGCAUUCAUCAGCGCCCUCACUCCAGCCCAUCGCUGAUUCAUCCUCAGCAUUGUCCUCGUCGAAUACGACCCGAUCCUCGAGUACGCCGUCGAGAAGGGUGGAGAUACCGCGUCUUUCAGCGGCCACAACCGAGUUACUCGCACGAGUCAAUGGAAGUCUAAAGGGCGCACAGCAGAGAUAUGAUAACAAAUCCAUCAGUUGGAACCCUCCAACUGGAAAUCGAUUUGUUGGAAACAACUUGAACGGUUCUCGGACAGGCACUAUGAGGGCCUCUUCGACUAUCAUCGAAUUGCCUACGGCACCAUUCACGUAUGCGAACAAUGGGGUGCCACCUGCGGCUUCCUCGAGUACUGUUACCCGCAGAUCUCCUGUGGAUCUUGCUGGGGUCCCGAUCAAUAUUGCAUCUAAACAAUCACCAGUGCCUCCACCUGCGGCUUCCCCAGGUAUUGCUACCCGGAGAUCCCCUGUGGAUCUUCCUAGGGGCCUGAACAAUAUUGCACCGAAACCAUCACCGGUGCCUCUACCUGCCGCUUCCCCAAGUACUGCUACCCGGAAAACCCCUGUGGAUCUUCCUGGGGGCCUGAACAAUAUUGCACCGAGACCAUCACCAGUGCCUCCAACUGCACCAACAGAUGGAAUACCUGAAGCAUCAUCCAAUGGCCCUCCCACGACAGGAGGCUCCCGUAAUAGGAAGAGUAUCACGAAUGGGGCCAAGAACAAGAAGCGCCGCCGCAACAAGGACAGUGACGAAGAGAGCGUCAUCCGGGCCGGUGAUUCCAGCAGCGACGAAUCUGAUGUUGCCCCGACAGCAACUCAGACAAAGUCUGGCCGACAGGUCAACCGACCCUCCUUGUAUGUGCCUCCGCCUUCGUUACCGGCUGCUGCCAAAGAGACAAGCAACUCACUGGAGACGUCGGACAACACGCGUGGUUCCACGGCGGCCACAACUCGGAAACGUAAGCGCGUUCAACGCAAAGCGAAGGAUGGUAACAUCACUUGUACCCGAUGCCAGAGGGGCCAUAGCCCUCUGAGCAACGCGAUUGUAUUCUGCGAUGAAUGCAAUGGGGCCUGGCACCAAUUAUGCCACGAUCCUCCUAUCAGCGUAGAGGUUGUCACUGUCCAAGAGAAAGAAUGGUUCUGUGGGGAAUGCAAGCCUGUGCCGAUUACCAUUGUUCAGCCAACAGUUGUCAGGAGCAAUCCGUUCCUUGCGAAAACACAGCCAACCCCUAUUCCGACUUCUUCCUUGAUAGUCCCUCGAGCUGAAGUAAGCGCGGGGGGCUUCUCGGUCGAAGAACGCCGAGGGUUUCUAUCGGGCUUGUCGCAUGCAACACUUGUUGAGCUUCUUAUGAACAUAUCGGAAGGUAAUCGGAACCUGCCAAUGUUCCCCGCUAAUCUGAAGGACCACCAGUUAUCAAACUUCUCAGUCCGUCCUGGCUCGUCAGCCGUGACGAGUACUUCUACCUCCGUUCAAGGAACUGUCUUGCAGACAAAUGGGCUGGGGGCCUCUGCAGCCACCUCGGCGGAAGAAUCAGCUAGACCACCAACCGCAUCUGCACCGGAUGUUUCGACUACUUCAUCUCACCGAAGGAGAUACGAAGAGACUUCUGAUGAAGAGCCAGAGUAUCAGUUUCAAGAGCAUCGUCUAUAUCCACGCGCCGGCAACGGCUUCCGGCUGCCUGUUGGGCUGGAUGACUUGGAUAUCCUCAGCGAGGAUCCUGCUUGUUCAACGUUCAGCCAUUCGUUGCAUGGGCCUGCUCGAAUCCGCGCUCAAAUGAAACAGAACGUGCCAAUAUGGGGCUCGUGA
Messenger RNA from Aspergillus aculeatus ATCC 16872, 1905 nucleotides. RefSeq lists its product as uncharacterized. Gene Ontology annotation, cellular component: nucleus. Gene Ontology annotation, biological process: chromatin organization; regulation of DNA-templated transcription. The transcript is spliced from 2 exons. NCBI's taxonomy places the organism in Eukaryota, Fungi, Ascomycota, Eurotiomycetes, Eurotiales, Aspergillaceae. Gene Ontology annotation, molecular function: chromatin binding; DNA binding. The record is from RefSeq and is a predicted model, not a curated record. Bases 1 to 1905 code for a protein of 634 amino acids.